Molecule: messenger RNA, 2130 nt
Organism: Physella acuta
Lineage: Eukaryota; Metazoa; Mollusca; Gastropoda; Physidae
Product: peptidyl-prolyl cis-trans isomerase FKBP4
Molecular function (GO): protein binding; peptidyl-prolyl cis-trans isomerase activity
Source: RefSeq, a predicted model, not a curated record
CCUUUAACGAACAAAAGGAGCUAGGCCUACCGAAAUUUCCAGUAAUUCAAAGCAGAACUGGAAGCGUGUUGGUUUACAUACAGCAGUGAUUCUCGCAUUUUAUAAAAUCUAGAUCUAAUUAGAAAUAUUUACAACCGGUUUUUAAUUCCAUGCAAAGUAUGGCAUCUACAGAACCCGAAACCAUGGAAACUGAAGCAAUUGCUGAAAAUACCAAUAAUCACAGCUCUGGACCUGGUGUGGAUCUCACAGAGAAACAGGACGGCGGUGUACUAAAAGAAAUUUUGAGAGAAGGCGAAGGAGAAGACAGACCAUCGAAAGGCGACAAAGUUAAAGUUCAUUAUGUUGGCACUCUACUGGACGGAACUCCAUUUGAUUCAAGCAGAGAGAGGGGCGAACAUUUCACUUUUAAUUUAGGGAAAGGUCAAGUAAUUAAAGCAUGGGAUCUUGGCAUAGCAUCCAUGAGAAAAGGAGAGUUGGCAAAGUUUACAUGCCGAGCAGACUACGCUUAUGGGGAGUCUGGUUCCCCACCUAAAAUUCCUCCAAAUGCUACACUUGUUUUUGAAGUUGAAUUGUUCUCCUGGGAAAUUCCAUGUGAUGAUUUAUCUCCAAACAAAGAUAAAGGAAUUUUACGUUAUGUGUUACAUGCUUCAGAUACCUAUAAAACUACAACACCAGCUGACUUUGCUAGUGUAACAAUCAAAUAUUCUGCAAAGAUCGACCAGCAAGUUAUUAUAGAGGACACUACAACCACUUUUACCCUAGGAGAAGUAGAGGAUCCAAAAAUAGUUAUUGGUUUAGAAACAGCUAUUAAGAAAAUGAAGAGUCAGGAAAGAUCAAGGAUAGUUCUCUCUCCAUUUUAUGCUUUUGGUAAAGAUGGAAAUCAGGAGCUGAAUGUACCGCCAAAUGCUACAGUCACUUAUGAAGUGGAGUUGAUUUCAUUUGAAAAGGCUAAAAAGGUGUAUGAAAUGGAAACUCCAGAAAAACUAGAACAAGCAGAAAUCAGAAAGGCUAAAGGAACAGAAUUUUUCAAGAAAGGGUUGACAGAAAAAGCAGUCACAAACUAUGCAACAAUUCUUGAAUACCUCGACAGUGAAACCUCAUUAGAAGGGGGAGAAAAAGACAAGAGAGAUGCGCUUGUUUUGGCAGCACAUCUGAAUUUAGCAGCUUGUGAAUUGCGUCUAGGCAAUGAUGCUAAAGUUAUUGAGCAUUGUAAUGGGGCUCUUGAACUGAACAAGGAUAACUCAAAAGCUUACUUCAGAAGAGCACAGGCUCACCAGAAUCGAAAAGACUAUGAUGAAGCUGUGAAAGAUUAUAACCAAGUUGUAGCACUGGAGCCUGACAACAAAGCUGCAAAGAAUCAGAUAAUUGUAUGUAAGAAGAAGUUGCAGGAAGAGCAUCAGCAGGAGAAGAAGCUCUAUGCAAACAUGUUCAGCAAGAUGACCCAGCAGACUGCCAAGAGAAAUGAUUACUCCGCAGACAGUGUGUUUAAAGAUGGCAUUGGGGACUGGAACAAUGACAUGGCAGCAGGCAUGAUGCCAUUAGAUCAGGAAGUGGCAGCAUUUGGUGAGGUCAUGCCAUUAGGCUCUGACAACAACAAUGGCAAUAAUCACGGACACUAGGAGUUCUUAUACGGGGGGAGGGGGGUGGCUGUCCAUUGUUAAGUACACACUGACUUGUAAUUUUUUUUUAAUGGGCUAAAGGAUAGUGGUAUUGAUAUUGCUUGCUUGGUGCAAAUGACUUGUUGAUUUGCAGUUUAGGGUUGAUAGGAUCAUAAUCCUGCACAAGUUAAUAGAUCUGUUAAGCUUGCGAUGUCUAGAUGUUAUUUUAAUAGUCAUUCCUUAUGAAGCCUUUUUAUUUUACACAAAAAAAACUGCCAGUUUUUGUUUUCUAGAAAUUAUUUUGGUUGAGCUUGUUAUAUACUUUUCAGUGAUACAUUUUAUCAUUUGAUUAGUUAAUCCUUGUAAAACAUUUUGUUGUUUCCAUUGCCAUCCAUUUAUCCUUGAUUUACUCUCGAAGAGUACAAUCUUCCUACCCAUAUUUGCCAUCAGUUUUCCUAAAUUUUUUUACAUGGUACAUGUUGUAUGUCACUAAUGAAAUUGUUUGCUUCAUAAAUAAAAUUACUGAAUUCUU